Molecule: messenger RNA, 4886 nt
Organism: Jatropha curcas
Lineage: Eukaryota; Viridiplantae; Streptophyta; Magnoliopsida; Malpighiales; Euphorbiaceae
Gene: TRM4
Product: LONGIFOLIA protein
Biological process (GO): regulation of monopolar cell growth
Source: RefSeq, a predicted model, not a curated record
UUUCCUUUUUUAAAUUUUUUUUGAAGAUUUGGAAAUGGUCAAGAAACCAAGUGAAAGAGAGGGCAAUGAAGAGAAUUUAGUGGAAAUUGGAAUUCAGAAGCUGACAAAUGUUUGAAGAAAAAGCACUAGGAACUUUUGCAGACAAAUCCAGACCCACCCACAUACUCAUCCCACAUGGAUGUGUGAGAUAAAGCCUAGAGGACAUCUGCCCCACCUUCACAUUCUUUCCCUCUUUCUUUCUUUCUUUCUUUCUUCUUGUUUGUGUGUGGUGUGUCUUAAAAAAUGUUUGCCAGCUCUUUGUUCUUUAAUCAGAGUAGUUUUAUACGUGUUGAUUAUAUGACAAACCUUCCUAUCACUUCUGGCUGUCUUUCCAUUUGUUAUCUGAGGGAAGACUAGAAAGAAGAAGAUAUAUUCCAUGAAUAUAUAUCUAUUCUUGGAUCUGGAGAGAUUCUUUUAUUACAGUUUUGUUUUUUGGUAGUAUUAGUUUCUUACAGGAAAAUACAGAGAGAGUAAUGAUGUUUUCAACUAUGGCUACAUACUUUAUGUUCAUAUUAUAUUGAGUUUUUUGGUAUUGGGAAUUGGUCCCCUGCCUUUUCUUUCCUUUUGGUUCUAUUACAAAGUAAUUCUUUGUCCUUUGAGAACCCAAUAUGGUAUCCUUUCAGUUUCACGUACUGAUUAAAAUUUGAUUUGAGUUUUCUCGUUCUUUGUAUGUUCCUUUUCUUGUAUUUUUCUCUCGAUUGUCGCUAAAGUUUGACAAAUUGGAGGGAUUUAAUGGAAAUUCUGAAAUGAGCAGUUAUGUUUUAGGAGGAGCAUUUGUGAGAUUGUGAUUUUGAUAGCUAAAGGACUAAUCUUGAUAUUUUUGGUGUUGAUGGGUACCUAAAAGUUUAUGUUUUGAGCUGGAAAUUAGCUGGAACGCGGUGGGGCUUUAAGAGAAAUAUUUAAGGAGCCAUAUAUAUAUUUAUGCAGAAAGAUUUUACUUUUCUCAUCUUCUUUGAUUUUUUGGAGGAAAAAUUCUCUAUUUGGAAACGCUAACUUUGGAGUUUCAUGUAUAUGGAAAGUGCUUUAUUCUUCUUUUGGUUCUUAGAGUUGGUAAAAUAGGAGUUUGCCCUUCGAAUAUUUAUUAACGUAACAGGUCUGUGAAGAAUAAAAAGAUAAGAAAUUGUCAGGAGAAGAUAAGAGUUCAAUGGUGGAUGUGACUCAAGAGUGAAGCAAAGUCUGUCAACUGUCUGAUGCCAAUAUUUCUUAAAUGUGUACCAAAGAAUUGCUUAGAGCUUGAAAUGUUGUAAGCAUUUGGUUUAGAUAAUGGAUGAUGGAUAAUUAGUAAGUGUAACUAUUCAAUUGGAUUGGUUGAGGAGAGGAAGGGGAGAUGGCAGCAAAACUUUUACAUUCGUUAGCAGAUGAUAAUCCAGAUUUGCAGAAGCAAAUAGGAUGCAUGACAGGGAUUUUUCAGCUUUUUGAUCGUCACCAUGUCCUCACCGGUAGGCGAAUCAACCAUCGGAGGCUUCUUCCAGGUGAUUCCCACUUGAAUAAUGGUAUAUCAGAAAGGGAAUCUUUUAAUGUCUACCAUCGGUCUACGGAGGCUGAGAUGAAUUUUAACAAGAAUUUGAAUGAGAAGCAGAGGAAUUCUAUGGAAUCAUCAAGACCAUCUUUCUCAUCAUCUUGUUCAUCCUCCUUGUCCUCUCAAGAUUGUAGCAGAACAGCUCAACCAGAAGCUUCCUCUUUUGACAGAAUUAUUUUCCCUGAUACUUCUUCAAGGGAUGCUAUUCUAAACCAGCCUAGUACCUCUCCUCAUUUAGGACGGCAAUCCCUCGAUCUUCGAGAUGUUGUCAAGGACUCAAUGUAUAGAGAAGCUAGAGGUCUGUCGGUCAAAACUCCAACUAAAGAGGAAACAAUGGGCCAUGUACAUGCAAUUAAGCAUAAAGACUCACCAAGGCCAUUACAUCUCUCAAAAUCUGUGGAUGGAUCUUAUGGAAAUGGGAACAAGGGGAAGCAAAAUUCUCCUGUUGAUCUCAAGGAGUCCCUUAGAGUUCUUGCUAAACUUAGAGAAGCGCCUUGGUAUUACAAUGAAACUAGAGAACGGCCAAGAUCAUCGCAUGAUGUAAAAGAUGGGACUUCUUGUAUAAUUUCAAGAGAUGCUCCUCGGUUUUCUUAUGAUGGGAGAGAAAUGAAUCGUUUAUCUUUCGAGUCACGGGAUACCAUUAAGUCCACACUAAAGCUAAAAGAGCUGCCUAGACUUUCAUUAGAUAGUCAGGAAAUUUCAUUGCGGGUUCACAACUCUGAUUCAAGAUCAAGUCACAUUUCAAAAGAUUUAAGAAAUGGUGGAAAUUCAAAUGAAAAAGUUUAUAAUCUACAACAUUCAGUGGAAACUCAGAAACGGCCUUCUAAUGUAGUAGCCAAGUUGAUGGGUUUAGAAGCAUUGCCAGAGUCCGCAUCAACUAGUUCUUGUCAGUCAGGUCUAGUCAAGUGCUUACCUGUUGAACUUGGUGACUUCUCAACAUCACUCAUAGCAAAUGAUGUAAACAGGCGAAUUCGGAUUCCUAAGUCCCCAAGAAGCUUAUCAAAAGAGCCAAUAUCACCAAGGUGGAAAAAUCCAGAUCUGAUCAUGAAACCUAUUUCAAGGUUGCCAAUUGAACCAGCACCAUGGAAGCAGCCGGAAGGAAGUCGAGCUUCUCAGAAAUCUGCAAAAAUUUCAGCCAAGGAAACAAACCCCUUUCCCACAGUUUACAGUGAGAUUGAGAAAUUGAAAGAUCUUGAGUUCAAUCAAUCUGGAAAGGAUCUUCGAGCUCUUAAACAGAUUCUGGAAGCAAUGCAGGCUAAGGGGCUCUUGGAGACCACAAAAGAAGAACAAGGUUCAAACACUGGGACCCAGAGGGAGUAUGAACCAAACUGUACUAGCACCCGGAAAAAGCCAAGGUUCUUAAGUCAACGAAACCAACAUAACAACUAUGUUAAUGCUUCCACAACUAGAGGCUCAGAUUCUCUGAGGAGUUAUGAAUCCCCCAUUGUGAUCAUGAAACCAGCCAAACUGGCUGAGAGAUCUGGUAUUCAUUCUUCUUCAUUAAUUCCACUAGAUGGCCUUCACGGUCUUCAUAGAAUUCCAAGCAGUGGACAUGCAGAUGGUAAAAAUGGAUCAUCUAACAGCAGAAAAGCUAAAGAUCAAUCUCCUAGAAUCAGUCACCGGGGUUCUGCUGUCAACUCCAAUGAUAAGAAAGCUAGUGUGAGGAAUAAAUCAACUCAAUCUUCAACAAGACCUCAACUAUUGCCAAAAGAAAGCACCACAAGUUCAAUAAAAAUCUCAGGAUCUGUGAGUCCAAGACUGCAACAGAAGAAGCUUGAGUUUGAGAAGCGAUCUCGUCCACCAACGCCUCCAUCUGAUUCAAACAGGCCUAGAAGGCAAGCCAACAGAAUCUCAACUGAAUCAGGUUCCCCUGGUGGGAAAAGUAGACUAAAAUCUCACAAAUUUCCACAAAAUGAUGACCAACUGAGCCAGAUAAGUACUGAAUCAAGUCACCAAGGUGACGACAUUUCUCUUCAGUCCGACAGCUCUGUUGUCUUUGAAUUAAAAACGGAUGUGGAAGUUACCAGUAAUGAAUAUUCAACUGAGAUCAAUGCUGACCAGAGUCCAUCUAUGAAGGGUGGCUGUCACUUGGUCUCUAGCUCAGAACAGAAAAAACCAGCUUCAAGGUUGGAAGAAGACAGAACACUGUCAGAUCUUACAGUUGACACACCAGAGCAGCCUAGUCCCAUCUCUGUUCUGGAUGCUUCAGUGUAUAGAGAUGAUGCGUUGUCUCCAGUAAAGCAGAUACCAAAUGCCCCUAAAGGUGAUGGCGCUGAAGAUUCCAAAGAACAACACAGUAAAAAUCAGUGGAACCUUGCAGAUAACUUCUCAUCCAACAGUGUCAGUUCUGCUCUUCCAUCGGAGAUCAGUCGCCAGAAAUUACAAAAUGUUGAGAACUUGGUACAGAAACUUAGACGAUUAAACUCCACUCACGAUGAAGCCAGUACGGAUUACAUUGCAUCACUUUGUGAGAACACAAAUCCAGACCACAGAUACAUUUCUGAGAUCUUAUUAGCUUCCGGUCUUCUACUCAGAGACCUUGGAUCUAGCAUGGCAACAUUUCAGCUCCAUCCAUCAGGUCACCCCAUUAACCCUGAGUUAUUUUUCGUAUUGGAGCAAACCAAGGCCAGUUCUUUACUUUCAAAAGAAGAGUGCAGCCCUGCAAAGAGCUUCUACUUGAAGCCAAAUCUCGAAAGGUUUCACCGCAAGCUCAUAUUUGAUGCUGUUAAUGAAAUGAUUGUGAAGAAGUUGGCACUCCUGGGGCCUUGUCCUGAGCCAUGGUUGAAAUCUGAUAAACUGGCAAAGAAGACCCUCAGUGCUCAAAAGCUGCUAAAAGAGUUGUGUUCAGAGAUUGAACAGCUUCAAGUCAAGAAGUCUCUAUGCAGCUUAGACGAGGAGGAGGAUGAUCUCAAAAGCAUUCUGUGGGAUGAUGUAAUGUGCCGGUCAGAGAGUUGGACAGAUUUUCAUAAUGAAGUUUCUGGUUUAGUGUUAGAUGUUGAGAGAUCAAUAUUUAAGGAUUUAGUUGAUGAAAUUGUGAUUGGCGAAGCAGCUGGUUCACGCACCAAACCAGGUAGGCGAAGGCAGCUAUUUGCAAAGUAGCUAGUAGUAAUAUGCAAAAUAGCAUCUCCUAAUUCUUGAUUUUACCCUUUUUUGUUUGUUUUUUUUGUCCCUAUCAUUCUGAUUUACAUUUUUUAUAUUAAAGAAAAAUAAUUAUGGGUAAGAACUGCAUUUCCGUUUUGAAAUGUAAAGAAAAUAUUUUCUCAGAUUUUGACAAUAUACAUAUUCAUAAGAGUGAAUGAAUGAAUAUAUGCAUAACUUUUUUGUUUAA